Molecule: messenger RNA, 1362 nt
Organism: Cherax quadricarinatus
Lineage: Eukaryota; Metazoa; Arthropoda; Malacostraca; Decapoda; Parastacidae
Gene: Prosalpha3
Product: proteasome alpha3 subunit
Biological process (GO): proteasomal protein catabolic process; ubiquitin-dependent protein catabolic process
Cellular component (GO): nucleus; proteasome core complex; proteasome core complex, alpha-subunit complex
Source: RefSeq, a predicted model, not a curated record
UAUAGCUCCUGGCCCCGCCUCUUCGUAUGUGGGUGUGUGUGUAAAAACCAUUGUGAAAACAUCAUAUAUUAUAUACGGGAUACGCAAAAGAAAACUUGUUUAAUGAUUAAAAAAAAAUUGUAGCUUGUAGGACGGGUACUGAGCGUCACUUGCGGCCCAAGAUGGCGAGUGUAUACAAACGCUGAGUAAUUCUGACUGUACCGCUGUCUCCUGCUGUACCCUGCAUCAUUGGUCACCACACAAGUCUCCUACUGUAGCCUACAUCAGUGGUCACCACACAAGUCUCCUGCUGUAGCCGUCGUCAUGGCUCGCCGCUAUGAUUCGAAGACUACAAUCUUCUCUCCAGAAGGGAGACUGUACCAAGUAGAAUAUGCCAUGGAAGCUAUUGGACAUGCUGGUACCUGUUUAGGUAUACUAGCAAAUGAUGGGAUAGUAUUGGCUGCUGAGCGUCGUAACACUAAUAAGCUUCUGGAUGAUGUAUUCUUGUCUGAUAAAAUUUAUAAAAUUGAUGAGGACAUGGCAUGUUGUGUGGCAGGCAUUACAUCUGAUGCUAACGUAUUAACAAAUGAGCUUCGUGCUAUUGCCCAGCGACACACACUCCAGUUUGGUGAGCCCAUACCCUGUGAGCAGCUCGUCAUGAGGCUCUGUGACAUAAAACAAGCUUACACGCAAUAUGGAGGAAAGCGUCCAUUUGGUGUGUCGAUCUUAUAUAUGGGCUGGGAUACUCGUCAUGGGUAUCAACUUUACCAAAGUGAUCCGUCUGGGAACUACUCUGGUUGGAAGGCCACUUGCAUUGGCAAUAGCAGUGCGGCAGCGGUGUCCAUUCUGAAGCAAGAAUACAAAGUGAGUGAAACAGACCUGCACCAGGCCCUUUUAUUAGCUCUGAAAGUGAUGAGCAAGACGUUAGACAUGACAAAACUCAAUGCGGAGAAGUUGGAACUAGCCACACUAGUCAGAAACGACAAUAAAACCGAGAUAAAUGUUAUCUCGGUGGAAGAAGUGAAAGAACUAAUUAAAGAGCAUGAACAAAAAGAGGCCGAGGCUGAGGCAGCCAAACAAGAUAAGCAGUCAGGCUCAGGAAAGUCAUCAGAUAAGUAAUAUUACUGUAAUGUGCAGGGAAGUAAAGUUAUCAGAUAAGUAAUAGUGCUGUAAUGUGCAGGGAAGCAACAUAAUGAUGUCAUGUGUUUGUUUAGUAAUGUCACUUUUUAAUAAGUGAUAAAUUAUUGUGUAUUGGAUGUCAUAUUAUUUUUGCUUGUGUUAAUGUAUGCCAUUUGUCUGCCUAAAAUGUUUUGAAGAAUGUAUAAGAAUUAGGGUUUUCUUCUCAUAAUGGAUUCUUUUAAUAAAAAAAGGUAGUACUUGAAA